AUGGUAGCGGAGCUGCGGUUGGCAGCUUGCUGGGCGACACUCCUCGCGGUACUUGCGCUGAUGGCUGCGCAGGGUUCUGAGCAGCCGGCAAAUCCCUUUUCCCCGACGGCCAAUGCGGCGGCACAGCCGGUUCAGAUCGGGUCCGGGGGCUUGAUCGACACGAAGGCGUACGGGAAGCUACGCACCUUUGAUGGAAAGGAAGAGUCAUGGCCGACCUGGGCAUUUGUGGCUCGGUCGUACUUCGGGCUGCUGAGCCCGGCCUUCGAAACCUGCCUGAACACGGCGGAGAACCAUCCCGGCGUCCGGGCCCUCGCCGACCUGAGCGACCAGGAGGCCAUCCAUGCACGUACUCUGUACCACGUGCUUGUGCAGAGUGUGGAAGGGAAAGCGCUGAGCAUCCUGAUGAACGUGGAGAAGCUGAACGGCCUUGAGGGCUGGCGAGCUUUGGUGGAUGCGUACCAGCCAGACCUUGGAGGAAGGCACACCUCGAUGCUUAUGGGGAUCAUAAGCCCUUCCUGGGAAAAGGUGACCGAGGGCGACUUCCUGGAGAGCCUGGAGAAGUGGGAGGUCCUGAUCCGCCGCUACCAGGACCAGGCCGUGGACAUUGUCAGUUCGGCGACCAAGAUUGCAGUGUUUAUGAAGUACGCGCCGGCAGCCUUGCGAGGAGCCUUGCGGACCAAUGCUUCCUUGAUGGGGUCCGACUGCGACCGGGUGAAGAAGUUCAUUCGGGACUGGCUGCAGAGCGGCGUGACUUACACGAGUGCUGGGGACAACGUGGCGCCAAGCACGCCCGGAGGCCUCAUGCCCAUGGACGUCGGUGCCAUCGACUACAAGGGCAAGGGCAAGGGCAAGGGCAAAGAAGGAAAAGGAAAGGGCGGCCGCGCCAAGGAGGGGAAAGGCAAGCCCAGCGACAGCAAAGGCACGUUCCAGGGCGAGUGCGGGUUCUGCUGGAAAUGGGGCCACAAGCGCAGUGAGUGCUGGCUUCGCCAGCAGAAAGGCAAGAAGGCCGGCAAAGGCAAGGACAAGGGCAAAGGCAAGACCACGGCGGCAGUGGAGCAGACCGAGAAUGCGGGCACCGCGGCGGCGAUUCACUACUACAUGGGCGCUGGUGAGGAAGCAGGGCCCGAGCUGGAGGAGUAUGAGGACGAGCUGUGGGUCAUGGCGAUCCAGGCGGCCGGUGGCAAGCGCGACGACGCCAGCAACGAGAAUGUGUGCCCCUACGGCUUGACGGAGGACACCUAUGACGAGCCGAGCACUGUCAUGCUUCGGGAUGUUUCCGGAGGGAGGCUGAGCACCGGGAAGCAGCGGACUUUGCGCUUUGUGGUGGAGACCUCAGAGGGACGGCAAGUGAUAGUGGAAGGCGUGUUCCAAGUCAGCCGGGCAUGCCUUAAGUUGGUGGUUUCGGCGGGCAAGCUCAGUCGGGCCGGCUAUGGCGCGGUCCUUGGUGCCGGCGGCGGUGCCUUAUGGCACCCAGGCGGAGGACACAUCCCGCUGACUUUGCGGGGCAACGCCACCUACUUCAAGGCAUGGUCGCUGCAGGCCCCGGCGGAGAACGAUCCAGAUCGGCGGGGACGUGAACUUCGAAAGGAGCUGGGCCAGGUGAAGUACGGCACAAAGGCAGAGCUUUGGAAGAGGCUGGAGAAGGCGGAGGCAACCCACUUGCGUGAGCAAAAGAAGCUGCAGGACCGACAGCGGCGUCUUCGCGAAGGUGUGGCGGAACCAGCCAAGGCCCCGGCCGGACCUCAGGAACCCAGUGCCGAGGAGCGGGCCCAACACGAGCUAACACAUUUGCCUCCGGAGCCGUGGUGCGAGCAUUGCAUUAAGGGCCGGGCGCUGGAUGUGGCGCAUCGCCUGACACCUUUGGAGCUCAGGGCACAGAGGCCGCGGGUUGAGAUUGACUACUCCUUCCUGAAGACCGACGGCACCCGUGCUCCAGAGGACGAAGCGGCGGAGGUGAUCCUGAGUGCUUGGGACGAGUCCACUGGAAUGGCCACGGCGGCCAAGACCUACGACGUGAACCACAUUUGCCGCUGGCUGGGCGAGUUCAUUGCCAACUUGGGCCACGUGACGAUCCGGGCGGACGGUGAGCCAGCCAUCCUCAACAUUGCCAGGCGCCUCGCCGACGCCCUCCGGAAUGACAACAUGGUGGGCGUUCGGGGAAUAAGGGCCACAUUGGAGACGGCGCCGAGAUACUCGAGCCAGUCCAUGGGUGGCGUGGGCUCCUUCCAGCACACCUUGAAGACCGAUGUGCUGACUCUUCGCUACGACACCGAGGCCCGGUACAACUUUGCACUUGGGCCGGGACACAACCUUUGGCCGUGGAUGGUGCGCUGGGCAAGCUUUAUCCGGAGUCGCUUCGGAGUGAAGGCCAACGGGCGCACGGCCUACCAGGAUGCCUUUGACACUGCCUACACCGGGGACAUCCUGCCCUUCGGCGAGACGGCCAUGUUCAGAAUGCCAGCCAGCCGGACGGGGGCAGUGCAAGGGCGAAAGCGUGUGCUUAAAGGCGACAGUUUGUGGAGGCCUGGGAUCUUCCUGGGUCGGACCCUGCAGUCCUCGGAGUACUUGUUCGGUACCCCCGACGGUGUGUACACGGCAAGGUCCCUUCGGCGACUACCUGUUGGACGGGGGGCCGAUAAGGAGCUCAUGGCAACCUUCCUGGGCCUACCGUGCGACACCAAGACCACUUUGAAAGGGCCGCGGAAGCUUGCAGUUUCAUCGGGCGGCCGGGAAGCAGUUGCAGCAGGGGAGCCAGCACAACAUGAUGAAAGCCGGGGUGCAGACCUGGCGGUUCCUCGAACUCCCGGGGACAUUCCUGGCACACCGCCGGGACCCAAGAUGCCACAGACUGACAGAGCAGAGACGCCACAGACCGACAGGGCAGAGACACCACAGACCGGCGGGGCAUCGGCACCACAGGCCACAAUUCGUUUGCCAACAGCCAAGAAGGGCGCCAAGAAGGACCGUGACGUGCUGGAGUUCAACCGGAGAGCCGCUGAGGAUGCAAAGGUGGCAGCCGAGUCCACUUCAGAAGGUUCCGGGGUGAAGCGUGGUCCCACAGAGCAGGUCGAGGACUUGGAAGCAAGCGUCGGAGAUGACAGCACCGGCGCAGGAGAGAAACGAGCAGCCGAGGACCCGGGCAUGGAAGUCGAUGACCAGGGUAAGCGUUUGUGCAUUGGUGGUGUUGUGGCAGCCACUCUUUACACUCCAGCCGACCCCGACGAGAUGGACACCUACGCCUUGGAUGAUGGGGACGGCUGGCGCUUGGACGAUGACGAGGUGGAGCUCAACGAGGACACGACCGGCUUCACCGAACAAGAGGUCCUGGACGGCAAGCUGAAGGAGCUCAGCAAGAUGGACAAGUACGACACAUACGACCCCAGACCGGAGGAGGAAGCCCAGGGCAAGAAGAUCCUCGACAGCACCUGGGUGGUCACUCGACGGCCGACGGGUGAGGUGAAGUGUCGUUACUGCUUGCGUGACCUUAAGCGGGGCAAGAAGCGUGAUGAUGUUUUCGCCGUUGCCUCCUCGCAGGCGACAGCCCGGGUGAUCGACACGGUGGGGGUCAAGAAGGGCUAUGUCUUCUUCACGGCGGACGCCGAGAACGCCUACUGGCAGGUGCCCAUCAAGGAGGACGUGUACAUGUACCCCCCAGCCGAGUGGCUGGAAAAGCGGAAGGCGGCCGGGCUUCCACACCAAGGCCUGGUCUGGAAGCUGAAGAAAGAAUGGUACGGCCGGCAGAUUGCCGGGCAAAGCUUUGUGGACUGGGCGGCCCAACAAGCCAAGACCGAGGACUUUGAUCGUUGCCAGGCCGCACCUUGGUUCUUCUACAACGCGGCCCGAGACGCGAGCAUGGAGGUCCACAUGGACGACUUCUAUGGGACGGCCCCAGAACGCGAGGCGGUGGAGUUCUUGGAAAGCCUCAGCAAGAAGAUCGUGAUGAAGUACAAGAUUCACCGCCCCGGCGACACCUUUGAGCACCUGAAGCGUUUGCGCACAGUCCACGAGGAUGGGAUGAUGGUCAAGCCAAACCCAAAGUACUUGGAGGGCAUGCUGGAGACUUUGGGGCUAAAGGAAGCCAAUGCGGCUCCCACUCCCGAAAGCACGGCCAAGGAAACCUUCAAGGCCGAGCCCCUCGAUGAGCAGAAAACCUUCGAGUACAGGAGCUGCGUGGGAAAGGCACUUUACCUUUCUUUUGACCGACCCGAUUGCCAACAUGCAGUGCGUGAGCUGACCAAGUACAUGAAGCAGCCGACCACCGAGGCCAUGAACUCCCUGCGACGCCUUGCUAGGUACCUGAAGGGAACCAGAGACAUGGGAGUAUGGCUUCCCCGCGAGGGCGACCUCGAGUGCUUGGAGGCCAUAUCGGACACCGAUUGGGCCAACUGCAAGAAAACACGGAAAAGCUGUGCCGGAGGUGUUUUCAUGGUUGGUGGCUGCCUCGUUGGGAGCUACAGCAGGGGAUUGGCAAUGAUAUGCCUCUCUUCGGGCGAAGCCGAGUUCAACGGCGGCGUGAUGGCCACGAGCGAGGGCAUCUUCUACAAGGAGGUCUUCUCUUUCCUGAGGAUCUUCCUUAAGUUGCGAGUGUGGCUGGACAGCAGCGCUGCACGGGGGAUCUACCAGCGUGAAGGCGUGGGAAAAGUGAGGCACCUGGAAACUAAGUCGUUAUGGGUGCAACAGGGCUUAAAAGAGCGGAAGUUUUCACUCCAUGCCAUCGCCACCGAGACCAACCCGAGCGACAUCCACACCAAAGGGCUGGCGGUGGCGCGCUUCGAGAUCCUCAGGUCUCUCCUCGGUGUGAUCGAGGACGAGUUGACGGCCAAAGCAGCACGGGCCACACUCCUGGCCGGCAUGCUUGUGGGAAGUGUGAGAAAGCGUCCGACAAAAGCGGUCGGAGGAGGAACGUUGGCAGCCAUCCUGUUGGCAGCUGGCGUUGGAGGCGCCCAAGGACAGGCGCUGCAGCCAAGGGGGGCCGGAGCACUGAAGAUGUAUGCUGAGAUCGCUGGGCCAAGCCUCUACGUGCUGGUGUUUGCCAUGGCGUUCAGCUUCUUCCUAGGGGGGUUCCUCGUUUGGCUGUGUUGCCGUGGAGGCGGCAAGCAGAGGAAGCACACUUACGACGACGUGUACCCCGUGAACAACGUGGAGGGCCCCUACAUCCUCCGGACCGGGACGCGAAUGCACAUGUUGUCCAGAAUUCUGUGCAGCGGUACCAGAAGAUUGAUUGAGAAGGGCUUGGGGUUUAUGGUGUACGGUUGGAGAUUUUUGGCCUUUAAUUCAACCUUAGUCUUUGGAACGCCCAGCUGCGAGAUGCCAAAGACGCCUCGCAUUCGGGAUGCACCAGAUCAGCUGGGAAACAUGCAGGAGCACGCCGAUGAGGCAGCAGCAGAGCCUCCGCAAGCAGAUCUUGCAGAAGAAGCAUCCGAGGAGGUCGGCGAAGAUGGAGCUGCAGAGGUAGCCGCCGAGAAGGAAGCCGCUGAAUCCCCGGAGGCUCCAGACAUUCCCGAUGCCGAGGAGGAUGCCUCCGGUCCGGCAGAGCCGGAAGUCGCACCGGCAGCGGAGCCGGCGGAGUCGACAGAGGUGUUGCCGGAGGAUUCGGUUGCUUCAGAUACCGCACCCAACGAGCCGUUGAGGGCCGAGGAAGCAGCGGAGUCUGCAGAUGCUGAUCCAGAGGAGGACUCGCAGCCUGAAAGUCCUGCCGAAGCAGAGCCUUCAAGCGAACCUGCCGAGCCAUCUGCAGAUCCCGACAAGGAGCACGAGCUUGCACCCGAGAAGGAGCAAGCCAAAGAGACGCCAGCAGAACCCGCGGGCACCACGGCAGCGGACAAUGAUGAAGCUGUUGAGGAGCCAGGUGUUGCUGCUGAAGACAGAUGA
Symbiodinium sp. CCMP2592 is the source of this 5871-nucleotide messenger RNA. The record is from the annotation of a GenBank genome assembly. Lineage: Eukaryota; Dinophyceae; Suessiales; Symbiodiniaceae.